GUAAAGGGAAGAAAUUCAUUGAGGAUCCUCACAUUGAUAAAUAGGUCAUAGCACAAUGCUCAGGACAAAGGUUAAGGUUAAACAAAGUCGAGAGAUCUGCACUCAUGUCUUUCCAUUCUCUUACCCUUCUUACCAGACUCGUUCCUCAGCCUGGCAUUAUAUAACAUGGAAUCCUUACCUAAAGACCCGCGCGACAUCUUCAAGGUCUUGAGUCCGCUGGCACUUGGGGCUCAGUUACUAUUAAUUGCCCUGGUCGUCGUCCUCGUGAGGCGCCGCUACCUGAGUUCCAUUUCAGAUAUCCCAGGUCCAAAAUGGGCCGCCCUUACUCGGUUAUGGCACAUAAAUCAGAUCUGGUCUGGACAUCAGAAUUUAACAUUUUUAGACCUCCAUAAGAAGCAUGGUCACUUCGUUCGCAUCGGGCCCAACGAAGUCAGCGUCACUCACCCAGACGCUAUCAAGAAGUUGAUUCUUACCCCUCAACGCAAAGGCUACUGGUACCAAAUUAUGCGAUUCCCCGACUGGCGAUUCAUAACACCACUAUCAACGACGGAGCCCAAAGAGAAAGUCGAGCGGUCCAGACAAUUAGCCUCGGCCUACGCCAUGAGUAACGUCAUCAAGUCAGAAGAGCUCAUUGGCGGUCUGAUCUCCAAGUUGACGGGCUGGAUGGACAAGCAUGCUGACGCCCGUGAACCGAUGGACCUCGCCAGCUUCUUUACCUAUACUGCUUUCGACGUCGUGGGAGAGCUCGUCUUCUCUAAGCCGUUCGGCUUCCUCGACCAGGGGAUCGACAUCGAUAAUAGUAUCUCCCAGGCCAUUGGGCUCGAGUGCUACGUCUCCAUCGCCGGCUACUUCCAGUGGCUUCACAAUAUCCUCGUGGCGAACCCUUUCCUCACUUGGCUCGAUAUCAUGCCUACAAACUACUUGUCGACGACGUCGAACAAGGCACUUGAAGCGCGCAGGGCGAACCAAGAUGCUCGAUUCGACUUUGUGGCCCAUUGGCUCAAGGCGCACGAACAAAACCCUGAUCGUCUGACGUAUCGGGAUGUGGGUUCUGCCUGCAUGGCAAAUGUCGGCGCUGGCUCGGAUACUGUUUCUUGCGUUCUGCAGUCAUUUGUCUACCAUGCACUCAGACAUCCCAGCGUCUGGAAUAGCGUCCGUCAGGAGAUCGACGAGGCCAGAUGCGGAGGGCUGUGCACCGACGACGUCAUUUCCUACGCCGAUGCGCUGAAGCUGCCCUACCUGCAGGCCUGCCUCAAAGAAACGAUGCGAAUAUUUCACCCCAUUGCCUUGGGAUCACCGAGAAUUGUCCCCGAGGGCGGCCUCACAAUCGACGACCAUACCUUCCGCGAGGGCACGAUCCUUUCGCUCAACGUUUUCGCCAUGAACCUCUCGACGGACAUCUGGGGACCGGACGCGAAACAGUUCAAGCCCGAGAGGUGGCUGGGCAAGGAUGCCGCUGUUUUGGAGAAACACUUUAUUCCCUUUUCGGGAGGCAUUAGCACUUGCCCCGGCCAACAUUUGGCCCGUAUCGAGUUGUCGAAGAUCUUAGCCACGAUUGUACGCGACUACGAUAUCUGGCAGGUGAAUCCCGACCAGGAAUGGCAUUACCAUGCCUAUUUCACGACGGUGCCCGGCAACUGGCCUGUUUACAUAAAGAAGAGGAAGGCUCAAUAAUUGCGCCGACACGUUUUUCCCUUUGUCGCGAGUAAACCAUAUUGACAUGUGUUAAUGAGGGAUGGUAAAGAUAGAUAGUUGGCAGUCCGUGCCUUGCAAGGAAAGCCUCCUUUUGUUUGGGGGGGUGUAAUAGUGUUUCAGCCGACCGGACUCAGAAAUUAUACUGCGAAGGCGUUUUGGGGGGAGGUAGCGGGGGAGAGAGAAGGGGAAUGAUGCUAUGUAGAGCUACUGGGGUAGGUGGUUUUGACAUUUUGUUUGGACAGCAUUACAACACGACUGGUUGGUAGCUACCAUUUGAGCGUUACCAUGGCGAUGCGCAUUAUAUAUUAUUAUUAAAUACGCCGUAGG
This is a messenger RNA of Pseudomassariella vexata, 2022 nucleotides long. Its product is annotated as cytochrome P450. Bases 166 to 1674 code for a protein of 502 amino acids. The transcript is spliced from 6 exons. Gene Ontology annotation, molecular function: monooxygenase activity; heme binding; iron ion binding. Lineage: Eukaryota; Fungi; Ascomycota; Sordariomycetes; Amphisphaeriales; Pseudomassariaceae. The record is from RefSeq and is a predicted model, not a curated record.